CCUGCAGUGGGAGGAGCUUCAGUGUGGAGCUGGGCUGUGAUUGGCUGAUUGGGGAGGAGGCUGCAGUUGCAUAGUGAUGCUGUACAGAUGCUCAGCAGUAUCCUCUCUCUCUCUCUCUCUCUCUCUCUCCACCUCUCUCUUUCCCACACACACACACUCUCACACACACACACACACACAUACACUUACAUACACACACAUACACACACAUACACAUACUCUGUCACACUGCAGCAAAACGAACAGGACACACACACACACACACACACACACACGCUCAGGCCUUCCUGUCGUUUAUCGAGUGGGAGAAGAACGUUUUGCUCUCCUUCUUUGAUCUUGCAUCCUUCAUUCCUCUGUGGCUGUCGGCUUCUCCUUCAAGGACUCUACGACUCCACCGCACCCAGGAACAUCUGCAGCCUUCACACGAAGACAGAAAGAGAGGAAGAGUGACCAUACCACCGUGACCAGGAACAACCACACACACACACACACACACACACAACCGUGUUCCGGGCGAUGAGCUGGAGGAGCAUCAGUGGAGAAAUAGGUCGGUGUUGAUUCAUCUCCGGGACGCUUUUCCUCUUCCUUCUACCAAAGGCCUCCUGUAUCCCAGCAUGCCGUGCAGCAGACCGCUCUGCUAGGCCGCGGCAGCAUGGGCGGAGCCUCAGGACGGCGGGACGCGACGGACCGGACGGGCACACACACACACAUACACACACACCCCGCUGGUGCUCAUGGGUGAGGACGGAGAGAGUUCCAAACUCAACCACAGCUUCCUCCGAGACUACGUCACCGAGGCUGAUGUCAUUUCUACGGUGGAGUUUAACCAGACAGGGGACCUUCUGGCCACAGGGGACAAGGGGGGGCGAGUGGUCAUCUUCCGAAGGGAACCUGAGGUUAAAGGAGAAGAGGAGGAGCUUGCGGAAGUGGGAGAGUACAAUGUCUACAGCACGUUCCAGAGCCAUGAGCCGGAUUUUGAUUACCUGAAGAGUCUGGAGAUCGAGGAGAAAAUCAAUAAGAUCCGCUGGCUGCCCCAGCAGAACGCUGCCCACUUCCUCCUCUCCACCAAUGACAAGACCAUAAAGCUGUGGAAGGUGAGCGAGAGGGACCGGCGGCCAGAGGGCUACAACCUGAAGGACGAAGAGGGACGGCUAAAGGACAUUUCCACAGUCACCUCACUACAGGUCCCAGUAUUAAAGCCCACAGAUCUGAUGGUGGAGGUCCGUCCCCGCCGCGUGUUCGCUAAUGGUCACACAUACCAUGUUAACUCCAUUUCCGUCAACAGCGAUGGGGAAACGUACCUCUCUGCAGACGAUCUGAGGAUCAACAUGUGGCACCUGGACAUUACUGACCGUAGCUUCAACAUUGUGGACAUUAAACCAGUGAACAUGGAGGACCUGACGGAGGUGAUAACGGCGGCGGAAUUCCACCCCCACCACUGCCACCUGUUCAUCUACAGCAGCAGCAAAGGGACUCUGAGACUCUGCGACAUGAGGGCAUCCGCACUGUGUGACAGACAUGCUAAGAUUUUCGAGGAGCCAGAGGAUCCAGGGAAUCGCUCUUUUUUCUCAGAGAUCAUCUCCUCCGUUUCGGACGUGAAGUUCAGCCACAGCGGGCGCUACCUGCUCACACGGGAUUACCUCACUGUGAAGGUGUGGGACCUCAACAUGGAGAAGGGCCCUGUGGAGACCUACCAGGUGCACGAAUACCUGCGCAGUAAACUCUGCUCGCUAUACGAGAACGACUGCAUCUUUGACAAGUUUGAGUGCGUGUGGAACAGCACGGAUAGUGUGAUCAUGACUGGAGCGUAUAACAGUUUUUUCCGGAUGUUUGACCGGGAGACAGGUCGUGGGGUCACCCUGGAGGCCUGGAGGGAGAGCAGCAAGCCCAGGGCCGUGCUGCGGACCCGCCGGGUUUACACCGGGGGUCGUCGCCGCCGAGGCGACGUGGGGGUGGACAGCCUAGACUUCACUAAGAAAAUCCUGCACAUGGCCUGGCAUCCCGAAGAGAACAUCAUCGCCAUAGCAGCAACAAACAACCUCUACAUCUUCCAGGACAGAGUGAACUCGGAAAACACAGAAAACCAGUGACAGGAACAGCUUCUAUCCUCACUCAGCCGCUGUCAUAAGAAAAGCUCUCCACUCUUUUUUUAAUUGUUGUUUUUUUUACACGGUUUGUUCUUUUUAUGAGCAUUUCGUAAAAGACGUGACCUCUCAGUGAGUUAGUUGUAGUUCUUUAGCAAAUUAUUCAGUCAUAAAAUCUGACUGAACUUGAUAUUGUGGCAUGAUUUUAAAAAACACUCUAUACACAAACGUAACUGAAGAAGUAUUUAUACAUUAGGGGAAUGUAAACAAUAAAAACAAGCCACUGUUAGAUCACUGUACUUGAACAUAUUAUUACACUCACCGGCCACUUUAUUAGGUACCCCUUGCUAGUAAAAGGUUGGACCCCCUUUUGCCUUCAGAACUGCCUGAAUUCUUCAUGGCACACUUUCAACAAGGUGUUGGAAACGUUCC
Messenger RNA from Pygocentrus nattereri (red-bellied piranha), 2516 nucleotides. It is a transcript of the gene ppp2r2ca, whose product is annotated as protein phosphatase 2, regulatory subunit B, gamma a. Bases 735 to 2090 code for a protein of 451 amino acids. The record is from RefSeq and is a predicted model, not a curated record. Gene Ontology annotation, molecular function: protein phosphatase regulator activity; protein binding. NCBI's taxonomy places the organism in Eukaryota, Metazoa, Chordata, Actinopteri, Characiformes, Serrasalmidae. The transcript has 10 exons. Gene Ontology annotation, cellular component: cytosol; protein phosphatase type 2A complex. Gene Ontology annotation, biological process: peptidyl-serine dephosphorylation.